Molecule: messenger RNA, 438 nt
Organism: Gymnodraco acuticeps
Lineage: Eukaryota; Metazoa; Chordata; Actinopteri; Perciformes; Bathydraconidae
Gene: rpl36
Product: ribosomal protein L36
Exons: 4
Coding region: 86-403 (105 amino acids)
Biological process (GO): cytoplasmic translation
Cellular component (GO): ribosome; cytosolic large ribosomal subunit
Molecular function (GO): structural constituent of ribosome
Source: RefSeq, a predicted model, not a curated record
UGUCUUUUCCGGGUCAAACCUGUCAUUACCCCGCCUCUCUCGUUCCACAGUCCUUCCGGUCUGACCGCCAUCAUAGACAGCAGAAAUGGCUAUCCGCUACCCUAUGGCUGUUGGCCUUAACAAGGGCCACCCAGUCACUAAAAAUGUGACUGCCCCCAAACACAGCCGCCGGCGUGGGCGUCUGACCAAACACAGCAAGUUUGUCCGGGACAUGAUCCGUGAGGUGUGUGGCUUUGCUCCAUAUGAGAGGAGAGCCAUGGAGUUGCUCAAGGUGUCCAAGGACAAGAGAGCCCUCAAGUUCAUUAAGAAGAGGAUUGGCACUCACAUCCGUGCCAAGAGAAAGAGGGAGGAGCUGAGCAACGUUCUGGCUGCCAUGAGGAAAGCUGCUGCCAAGAAGGACUAAUCUGUCACUUAAUAAAAGUUUUCUAAACUCUGAAA